Messenger RNA from Fukomys damarensis (Damara mole-rat), 1686 nucleotides. It is a transcript of the gene Npas1, whose product is annotated as neuronal PAS domain protein 1. Lineage: Eukaryota; Metazoa; Chordata; Mammalia; Rodentia; Bathyergidae. Gene Ontology annotation, molecular function: protein binding; DNA-binding transcription factor activity, RNA polymerase II-specific; RNA polymerase II transcription regulatory region sequence-specific DNA binding. The record is from RefSeq and is a predicted model, not a curated record. Gene Ontology annotation, biological process: regulation of transcription by RNA polymerase II. The transcript is spliced from 11 exons. Bases 1 to 1686 code for a protein of 561 amino acids.
AUGAUAGCUUGUACCACUGGGCCCGGCUUCAUCCCCUCCUUUUGUGGUGGUGCUGGAGAUGUAACCCAAGGCCUCCCACAUGCUCAGCCCUGCUGUCCCUCUGACCCACACUGCAGCCCUGCCCGCCCUUUCUGGCUGAACCUUACAGUGCUCUUCGCCCUACCCACUGGUUGGCUGGGAGACGCUGGGCUUCGUUUCCGCCUCUUGGACGCAGUGACCCCUGCUGGCACGGAAGUGCGCGGACCUGCAUCUGUCACAAGCCUGUCUCUCAGGCUCCUGCUCACGCCCAGCGAACUCCAAGGUGGUGGUCCCAGCCCUGGAGGGACACGGGAGGGUUGUAGAGCGGCCCCUCGGGAUCGCCCAGAGCUGGGUCCGCCAGACCAACGUGCCCAUGCACCCUUCCCUCUGCCCCCAGCCCCCGGCCGCCGGGGCCCAGCGGCGCUGGUCUCCGAGGUCUUCGAGCAACACCUGGGAGGACACAUCCUGCAGUCCCUGGAUGGCUUCGUUUUCGCCUUGAACCAGGAAGGAAAAUUCCUGUACAUCUCCGAAACGGUCUCCAUCUACCUGGGUCUCUCACAGGUGGAGCUGACGGGCAGCAGCGUCUUCGACUACAUCCACCCCGGGGACCACUCUGAGGUGCUGGAACAACUGGGGCUGCGGGCCCGGACUCCGGCCCCCCCCACCCCGCCCUCCAUCUCGUCCUCUUCCUCCUCUUCCUCUUCGCUGGCAGAUAUCCCUGAGAUCGACGCCAGCCCUGCCGAGGCGCGCCCUUCCGCCCGGGUCCAAGAGCGCUCCUUCUUCGUCCGCAUGAAAUCCACACUCACCAAGAGGGGGCUGCAGGUCAAGGCCUCCGGGUACAAGGUCAUCCAUGUGACAGGGCGCCUGCGGGCCCGUGCCCUAGGCCUUGUGGCCCUGGGCCACGCACUGCCCCCAGCCCCUCUGACAGAGCUGCCUCUACACGGACACAUGAUCGUCUUCCGCCUCAGCCUGGGUCUCACCAUCCUUGCUUGUGAGAGCAGAGUCAGCGACCACAUGGACCUGGGGCCCUCAGAGCUGGUGGGCCGAAGCUGCUAUCAGUUCGUCCACGGACAGGAUGCCACCAGGAUCCGCCAAAGCCACUUGGACCUGCUGGACAAGGGCCAGGUGAUGACCGGUUACUACCGCUGGCUGCAGCGCACAGGCGGCUUCGUGUGGCUGCAAUCUGUGGCCACUUUGGCCGGGAGCGGGAAGAGCCCCGGGGAGCACCACGUGCUCUGGGUCAGCCAUGUGCUCAGCCACGCUGAGGAUGGCCAGACCCCUCUGGACACUUUCCAGCUUCCACCCCGUGCAGCCUGUGAGGGGGCAUCCAGCUCAGGGCCCGAGCCCACUGAGAGGGGCCCGCCGGCAGAAGGGAAGCAGGCGGCGCCCCCAGACCAGGAAGACGAGCCCCAGGCCCGGGGCACACGCAUCAAAGUGGAGCCGCGGGCACGGGAAGCCAGCGGCUCUGAGCACAGCAGAGGCGAGGAAGCGGCCCAGCAGCCCCGAGCGCGACGCUCACAGAGGGGCCAUCAGCCUGGGCAGGAAGGCAAGGGGACAAACCCGUGGGCCGAGGAUGGCCAGGAUAGUGCCAAGGCUGCUGGCACCAGAAGCCGUCAGGGUCUCAAAGCGUUGGGGGUGGGGUCCAGGGCCCAGGGCCCUCAUCUGUGA